Neopsephotus bourkii (Bourke's parrot) is the source of this 1515-nucleotide messenger RNA. RefSeq names its product family with sequence similarity 114 member A2 (gene FAM114A2). The record is from RefSeq and is a predicted model, not a curated record. The coding region runs from base 46 to 1500 and encodes 484 amino acids. Lineage: Eukaryota; Metazoa; Chordata; Aves; Psittaciformes; Psittacidae. The transcript has 12 exons.
GAGUGACUGUUUUAUCUGCUUUGCUUUCUAUGGGUGCUCGUAGUCAUGUCUGAGAAAGAUAGUGCUGAAGAUCUGAAAGAAGAAACCUCUAAUGAAGAUGGAAAUGAACAGAAAGCAGAGGACCUUGGCAGCACUGAGAGCAAUCAAGAGAAAGAGCAAGAGAUCGAGCCUGUGCCUAUGACUCGGAAAAGACCUGAACCCAAACCCCCAAGUCAGCCUGCUGCCACAGAGAAGCCUGCAGCUGAAACCCUCAAGGCCUCCGAUUCUUCAGCUGCAGUUCAGACAGGAUGGGGUUACUGGGGAAGCUGGGGGAAAUCUCUUCUGGCAACUGCAUCUGCUACUGUAGCUACUGUAGGUCAAGGUAUUUCAAAUGUCAUAGAAAAAGCAGAAACAACCCUUGGGAUCCCCAGUCCAAGUGAAAUCUCUUCAGAAACUAGAGAUGCUGCUACAGGAGGAAGCGAAAAUCCUGGUGCUAGCAGCACAGAUGCAGUUGGGGAUGACAGUUCCUUUCCUAUUGCUGGAGCUCUUGAAGUAUUAUCAACCAUCUCUACUGCUGUCCAAAGCACAGGAAAAAGUGUUAUUAGUGGAGGUCUGGAUGCCUUGGAAUUCAUUGGGAAAAAGACAAUGGAUGUAAUAGCUGAGGGAGAUCCUGGAUUCAAAAAAACAAAGGGCCUAAUGAACAGAAACUCCACGUUAUCUCAGGUCUUACGAGAGGCAAAGGAGAAAGAAGAGCAGCAGACAGCUACUGAGGUUACCAUGGCUACGGAGAAGAAAGCCCAUUAUGGGUUACUGUUUGAUGAGUUUCAGGGUCUUUCUCAUCUGGAGGCCUUAGAGAUGCUUUCCAGAGAGAGUGAAUCAAAGGUGAAAUCGGUUUUAAGUGCUCUCUCUGGAGAAGAGUUGGACACACUGAAGGAGGAAAUGGAACAACUCAAAGAAGCAUUUUCUUUACCUGAAUUCUUUGAAGAGGAGGAGGAAGAAAAGAAGGGAGAUGAGGAGUUCACAAAAGAAGUAACAGAGUUGUUUUCAGAGUUGCGCAUCUCCUCAAGCCCGGCCAAACUGAUCACAGUGAGGACAUCUGCUCAUGAAUGGAUAGCACAAUUCAACAGUAGUCUUCCUAAAGAAGAAAAAGAGAGUGAAGAGAACCAAGAAGUAGAAUCCAGAGAUGGUGACCACGAUGCUAGAAAAUCAGUAGAGGAUAUUCAUGCGUUUGCCAUAAGAAGUCUUGCUGAACUGACAGCAUGCUCCAUUGAAAUGUUCCACAAAACUGCAGCUUUGUUUCUACAUGGUCAGAAACAAGAGGUGACGGCCACGGACAGAGCCAAGUCCCUUUCACAAAUGACAAUUGUGCUGUGUAAAGAACUGUCAACUUUCUCUAAAGAGUUUACUACAUGCUUAACGACUGCAGAGGUCAAAGAGAAAGCAGAUGUGCUUAAUCCCUUAAUCACUGGAGUGUUUUUGGAGGUCAGUUAUGCUAAAGUUAAAAAGUUAAGUAAUACUUAAAAAAACAGAUAUGCU